AGGAGCGAGAGUGAUUUUGACACUGAAGAAAUCCAGUGAUUUUUGUUUACUGGGCUCCAAGACAACCAGUUGACCGUUACGGCAUAUGCUGUUGCCUUCGGGGUUUUAGAGGAGCUUAGUAGGGUUUUGUAGAUAGAGGAUGCUCAUGGCUAUGGCGGUGGACAACGCAGGUACGUGGGGGAAAUGUAGCGUUGCCGGCAGCAGUUCUUCGUCAAGAGGGCAGUCUCGGAAGAAGCUGGGCUGUAAGGAAAUCUCGAGCACUCCACUGAGAAACGAGUUUUUGGCACUCCGCAAGAAGAGCAGCCGAUGCUCUGUAGUGUCUGCUUCGACGAGCUCGACCUCUCCGGAGAGCUUUGAUAAGAGGAAGCUAUCCGAGGCAGUCAGCAAGUUAGAGCUCGCUGAGACGGUGAGCGCCACUAGCUACGGACAGCUCUUGCGUGCCUGUGGCGAGCUCAAGGCUCUGGAAGAAGGGAGGAGAGUCCACGCACACAUCGAGAAAAGAGGCAUGGACAAGGACUUGUACGUGCGGUAUAGUUUGAUCCGGAUGUAUCUCAGGUGUAGGGGAGCCUCUGGACUGGCCGACGCCAAGAGACUGUUCUUCAGCAUGAAACGCAGGGAUGUCAUACUUUGGACGGAGAUGAUCGGUGCUCACGCGCGACUGGGACAGUCCGACGCUGCUCUUGAGCUGUACAAGCGGAUGAGAGUGGAAGGGGUGAUGCCAAACAAGGUGACGUUUUUAACGCUUCUUGGAGCUUGCUCGAGCCGGGAGAAGCUGCCUGAUGGGAGGGUCGUCCACAAAAGGAUAGUCGAGCAGGGACUAGAGUCAGACGUAGCAGUGGCCAACGCUUUGCUCAAGAUGUACAUUGCGUGUGGAUCGCUUGAGGAUGCGAGCAGCGUUUUUGAGGCUAUGAAGCAGCGGGAUGUGGUGUCGUGGACGACGAUGAUCAUGAGUCAUGGACAGGAUGGGACGGGAAAAGAGGCCGUGAAGCUCUUCAGAAGGAUGCUCGUGGAAGGACUCAAGCCCGAUUGCAUUGCUUGCGUUGCUCUCAUCAACGCUUGCGCUAGCGGGAUGGUGCUGGACGAAGGAAGGUUCAUCCACAGCUGUGUCCGUCGCAGUGGUUUCUACGAAGAUGUUUCGGUGGGAACUAGUCUGAUCAACAUGUACGGGAAAUGCGGUAGCGUAGAAGAGGCCAAGGCUGUCUUCGACGAGUUCUCGAGCUCACAUACCAGCGUCGUUUUUUGGACUGCGAUGAUGGCAACUUACGCACAAAACGGUCGCAGCGAAGCCCUCCAUCUCUUCAGAGCAAUGCAGCUACAAGGCAUCAGGCCCAAUGAGAUGACAUUUGCGACAGUGAUGAACUCUUGUGCCAACUAUUCUACUCUUGAGGAAGGCAGAGCAGUUCACGCUUUGAUCGUGGAGAGUGGGUUUGACAGUGAUCCCGUGGUUGCGAACUCGAUCGUAACCAUGUAUGGAAGGUGUGGAGAACUGGUGGAAGCCGGGAGGAUGUUUGACAAGAUGCUCGUGAGGGAGGCCAGUACGUGGAACGCGAUGAUCACAGCUUGUGCACAGCACGGCCUCUGGGAUGAGGCUCUCAAGCUUUUCUACCGGAUGAAGCAGCUUGGGGAGAAGCCGAACAACAUCACUCUUGUGGGAGUACUAUCGUCUUGCGCUCAUGCUGGACUGGUGGAGGAAGGAUGCAAGAGCUUUGCGACUAUGCACGACUAUUUCGGGGUCAGGCCAACAUUGCAGCACUAUGGUUGCAUGGUGGAUCUCCUAGGCCGUGCGGGAUGGCUGCGCGAGGCAGAAGAGAUGAUCAAGACCAUGCCGUUCCAGGCCGAUGCUGCGAUGUGGACGGCGUUUUUUGGCGCGUGUAAGACUCAUGGAGACGUGGAAGGAGCUCGUCGCGCUGCCGAGGUUGUCAUGGAGCUGGAGCCGAAUAACACUGGAAUGCUGGAGUUUUUGAGAGCCCAGAGCUUCUCGGAAUCGGCUUCAAGCACAGAGAGUUCGGAAGAACAAGAAGCAAAGGCUGGUGAGCUAAAGAAAGAUGCGUGCUUGCAGCCAGGUUCCAGCACAGAAGAAGCUGAUCUGCAACCGGCGAGCACUGAAAGCGCAGCACCAGAUGAACCAGUUCGUGGGAAGGCGAACUUAGACGCCGAAGAAGAAGAAAGUGAAGAAAUGGGAGAGAACAUGGAGCCUGCUUCGAUCAUAGACAACACAGGCAAACAACGAGAAGGCAAAUCAGCUUGCUUAGAGGCAGCAGAUGACAUGGAAGACCAGCAUCCGGAUGGUCCAGGCGAAGCACUGCUUCACUCAUGGGAUUCACAGGCUAGCAAAGAAGAGAACUCACGAUUGAGUGAAACCGUGACCGAGUUCUCCGACGCUACAGCAGCUCCGGAACAGCUCUCAGAGGCCAACUCCAGAGAUGAAGUUCUUUCCAUCAGUCCAGGAGACGCACAAUCGCCAGGCGUGCCGGACCGGGCGUCCAACGGCAGUGCCAGGGAUUCAAGGUAUCAAGCGGUACAGGAACUAGACGACUGCUCCUCACUCACAGAAACUCGUGAAGACCAUCCGGACGAAGAGCCUCAAAACGGCAGCGCUAAUCAACGGCCGAGGGAGGCUUUGCGAGAGAUGGACGAAGAGUUUCGGGGAUUCGUUCAUGGAGAUCUUUCUGGAGGUUUGGCAAGGCGGCUGCUGUGGCUGACGGUGAUGGCGGUAACGAUUCGAGGGAACGGGCUAUGGUCUUUGUGCGUUGCGCUCGCAAGCCAUGCCAAGCUGUGAUCGUGGACUUCCAUGUUAAGAAGGUUGGAUUGGAUGAGAGAUGGAACUUUCAUUUCUUUCUUCUUCCUUUAUUGAGACUUGGCUUUGCUAGAACUUGAUUUUAACGAAAUUCGUACAAUAGGUAAAUUGGUCUCCCAAUUGAACGUAAA
Selaginella moellendorffii is the source of this 2928-nucleotide messenger RNA. Its product is annotated as putative pentatricopeptide repeat-containing protein At3g01580. The transcript has 2 exons. NCBI's taxonomy places the organism in Eukaryota, Viridiplantae, Streptophyta, Lycopodiopsida, Selaginellales, Selaginellaceae. Gene Ontology annotation, molecular function: protein binding; RNA binding. Bases 140 to 2779 code for a protein of 879 amino acids. The record is from RefSeq and is a predicted model, not a curated record. Gene Ontology annotation, biological process: RNA modification.